Messenger RNA from Schistosoma mattheei, 1961 nucleotides. Lineage: Eukaryota; Metazoa; Platyhelminthes; Trematoda; Strigeidida; Schistosomatidae. The record is from the annotation of a GenBank genome assembly.
GAAUAGUAAAGCCGCACUUUUUCAGAAUAACGCUAGGUACGUUUGUCAGGGUCCCAUUGCAACAAGUAGUACUAGCCAACCGCUUGUGCUCGGUUUUACUUUCUGCUCUCCAUAAAAGAAUGUGAAUUAUGCUAGCUUAGACCGAUAUAAAUUCAUCCCGCUUUCUACUUUGUCGUUAACUAGCCAACUAACUGAAAUGUGUAACAAUGUUUAAAAUUUCGGAUGACAAAAAAAACUGCAUGAGACUUUCUAAUAUUCUUAUCUGAUUGUCGCAGUGUAUGAUGACUGUAAUUUUUCUGAAGUAUCCAGACCGGAUAGGAUCUUUGUUUUGGGAAUCCACAUCACAAACUUUAAACCUCAGUAAUUAAUCAUAUCGGACCAGUAGCAAUUUUUAUAUCACCUGGUUCCUAGGAACUAAAUAGUCAAUUAGGCAUUGUUCAACUCAAAUUCAAGUUUAUCUACUCAGAAAUCUAGGACAUUUUUAUUGGCGAUGAGAGUCGCUUGAGUAAACACACUGAUAACUACUGUUAUGGAAGAUUUUAUUAUUUGUAAUAAGGGUAUGUGGAUUGUUAGACAAACAGUGCUGAAUAAUCAAUGGACUCGAAUGUUACGGUGUGGUCGAGUAAUAGACACUUAUGAGAGAAGACUAUUGACACGAACACCUAAAUAAACUGCUAUCCAAAACAGGGGUAUCAGCUGCAAAGCGUAUUUUCGUUAGCCAUGAUGGACUCCAGAGAUGAAGUUGUCUUAGCUUUGACAGAUGAUAUGGAUACCGGAUCAUCUUCGGACGGACCUCAUAGCCCAUCGACACGACGCUCAGCUGUAAUCGGUCAUUUCCUCUUCCGUUCUUCUGCUUUGAUUAUAUAUAUACUGUGCGCUUGGUUUACAACGUCUUUCGUUCUUCCGUUUAUCUUUAUACUUGUUUGCUUAUCACUCGAUUUUUGGGUUGUAAAAAAUAUUUCUGGACGCAUCUUAGUUGGUUUACGUUGGUCGAGUUAUACUGAUGACGCCGGAGUGGUACAUUGGCGAUAUGAUUCACGUAAACCUUCACCUAUAGAUUCUGCUGAUGUUUCUUCCCUUAGUCGACGUGAAUUAGCCGCUCGUAUGGCUAGACAACAAUUAUCUCGUUUAUUUUGGAUUGGUUUAAUUGCAAGUCCAGCAAUAUGGUGUUUAUUUUUCUUGGCGUCAUUAUUUUCAUUGCAUAUUCGUUGGGCUUUUGUCUGUACCAUUGCUUUGUGUAUGAAUAUAGCAAAUGUUUAUGGUUAUAUUCGUUGUUGGAUGUCUAAUAUGAAUGAAAGUGAAUCAAAUAUUUUGAAAGUAAUCAAAUCUACAGCAACUAGAAAAAUGUCUAAUUUAUGGCCUUUGUCUCAAACUAAAUCCAAUUUAAAUAACACAUCUGGAAAUGGUCUACCAUUAGUUGCCUAACAAACAAACACACAUCUCACGUAUUCCUCUAUACAUAAUGUAAAAAAAAAGAGACUAAGUAAAUAUGUUCUGAUUUUUAACUGUGAUAUAACCAUGUAAUUGCACAUUAUUUCUGCUUAUACUUCUUACACUUCUCGUUUUAUCGGAUAUUUGAUAUCAUAAAAGGAAACAAUAUAUGGUGUAAAUGUAAUGUCAAACAUGUAGGUACUUGGAAAAGAACAGUGUAUAUUUUCUAUUUAGAUUAAUGUAAUCAAUUGUUUCCAUUGUGUGAGAUGAAUUCAAUUUUUAAUAUUGCUAAUUGAAUAUGUUUCCUAAAUAAAUAAACAUCUACUUAGUUACAGAAAGAAAAAAAAAUAUUCAUCAGGCUUUUGAAAGUAAAGUACUUAAUUCAGUCAUCAAUAGGAUUGGUAAACAAUCCAUAUGUUAAUAGUUUUUGAUGAUGCAAGUUUUCUCUUUGAUUUCAAAUUCUUGUUAUGAUUAUUUCCAGUUUACUUGUAUUUGGGUUUUCAUGUAACAAGUGUUUAUUCCUCCCCCUA